Messenger RNA from Suricata suricatta (meerkat), 3240 nucleotides. RefSeq lists its product as uncharacterized. Gene Ontology annotation, cellular component: cytoplasm. The record is from RefSeq and is a predicted model, not a curated record. The transcript is spliced from 2 exons. Bases 71 to 1504 code for a protein of 477 amino acids. Lineage: Eukaryota; Metazoa; Chordata; Mammalia; Carnivora; Herpestidae.
GGGGCCAGCCUGGGCCUGGCCUGGAAAGGCUCACACGGCUCUCCUCGGCACCCGGCCCCUCAGAGCCACCAUGAGCCAGCCCCGACACCCUGGCCCAGGCGAGGCUGCUCCCGAGACCCUCCUGGGUGACCUCAUCAGCUACUACCAAGAGGAGGCAGGGGCCGGCCGGCUCCGGGUCUGCAGGCAAGCAGCCCUCACCCGCAGGGCCCAGGCUCACCCUGAGUUCUAUCUGCCCGAACCUGCGGCCUCCAAUCUGGGGGCCACUCACUCCCAGGGGGUGCCUAGCCCUACCCGGCCUGUCUGCCACGAACUGGUGCAGGCACUGGAGUUCUUGGAGCUAAUAUCUGUCAACCUACUUCUGUUUCCCUGGAGGAAGGAAAUCCAGUCCCUGAAGACAUACACUGGGAACUUUGCCUACCGGGUGCAGCCUGUGCUUCCUCAACAAACACUGCACACCAUUCUGGGCAGGCUGGGCUACGUGGCCACCUCCGAGACAGAGUUUUCGCUGGUCCGGGCCAUCAGCAAGGAAGACGCCAAGCAGCUGGUGUUUGAAAUCUUCCUGGCAAGAGUUACAUGUGAGACCAUUCUGAGAACCUCGAGCAGGCAGGUCCUGGGACCAGGCAGAGAGAAGCCAUCCAGGCCCUACCACAGGCGCAGCUCAGAAACUAAGCUGGUGAAGUCCCACAACUGCCAAGAGGGGGUCCAGCCAGGCCCCCCAGAAGGGCUGGGAUCUGAGAGGGCCCUGGCUGGGGGCUCUGACCGUCAGAGCACUGUGCCAAUGGCCCUGAUGAGCCUGCCUGAGGUCUCAACAUCCCGCCUCACCUCCUGUGCCGGCCCCCGGCGCCACCUGGCCUCCCAGCGCCAUGCCAGCACACGCUCAGAUAGUGAGGAGUUCUUGACCUGCUACAGUGACCUCAUUCUGCACCGGACACCCCUGUUCCCCCAGGACUUUCCCAUGAGCAGCCUGAAUGGAGACCAAGUCCAGGUCCCAGCCCCGGCUCCCAGCCCACCUCCAGGUGAGGGGGUCACCUCCUUGGGUAGCAGCAAUGAGAGGUCCCUGGUCCCCAGUACAGCUCCUGAGAGCAGAGUGGUCCCCAUCCCCGGCCAGCCCUGUCUGACACCAGUAUCCCAAUCAUCCGGGAGGUCCUUGGACCCAAAGCCAGAAGCACAGCCAGAGCUGGCCACCACUGGGGCAGAUACUGUUCCUCCAAACAUUUCCUUUGAGAUGGACAAGCUCUGUGAACACCUCUCCCACCUCCUCAGACCCCCAACUCUUGCAAGGCGUACUGGGGACUUCCCAGGCCCUGGGGUUGAGGACAAUGGACAAUCAGAACCUCUCAUGGGGCCAGACCCAGCCACCAAGGCUGGUAGCCCAGACAGUAGGGUCAUCCAGCUCUGGAGUCCUACUCAGACCCGCCUCAUGUACGAGAGCUCCCCGACACUAUGUUUCCCCGAGGCAGCUGGAGGGGCCAGUUCCGACCCAAGAACACCACCCAGGCAAUAGCUAAAAACUGUCACCCCUGGAUGGUACAGGGACAGAGACCCAGGAAAGUGACCACUUGGAGAGGUGGCAGAUGUGGAACCCACAACUUGUCAGGCAUAGGGACCAAUCUGCUAAGCAAUCCCUCUCGUCUCAAGUCCCAGCCCUGACUCUCACUGACUGUGACUUUAGGCCCCCACUCCAUCUUGCUCCAUCUCUCUGCGCCUUGUUUCCUCAUCGUAAAUUGAGUGUGGUCAGACCUACUCAGAGGAGGCUGGACAGUGUCAGGGAGGUGAGGUGUGAUGUGCACAGUGCCCCUCAAUGUCUCCCUUGGGGGUGGCUUCCUGUCCCUUCCCAUCCCCACUAAGUAUGUGACCCUGGGCAUCUCUAAGGGGCAGUUUCCUCCAGCAUCCUCAAGGUAACUGUCACAGGACAGAUUAAGACAGCCUCAAUGCGCUUACACUCCUCUGUCAGUCUCCCUUCUCUCUCUACUAAUUUCUGGUUCACAGAGAACAAAACCAUACCUGGGAAUGCAGGAUCACACACCGGCUCCCCAUCCACGGGUCGAGUUGGGGGCUCCACUCAUCUGGGCUGCGGGCGCCCCCUCCCCCAGCCAUCUCUUGCCCCCACAUGUACACACGCACCUCACAAGUGGGCACAUCCAGAGAUGCUGGUCUCCCCACUGUCCCACCCUGUCCCUCCAAGCAAACGACCACGUUGCUUCAUGAGCUAAAGCCAGAGGAUCCUGUCUAAACCAAGUCCUGUGAUUCUCUUGCUCAACUCCCCCCAGGGGCUCCCAAGGCCACACCAAGCCCCAGAGGCCCCUCACUAUCCUUCUGAUUUGAUUUCCUGCCUCCUCCGCCCAGUCCACUGCAGACAAGACACACUGGCCUCUUACAGGUUCUUGAACAAGCUAAGCCCACCCCUACCUCCCAGCUUCUGUGCAAACUGUUCCUUUCCCCACUUCGUACCUCUCUCUCUACCUUUCUUGUUAUUCACAACUCACCUUAAAUGUUACCUUCUGGAGAGGCCUUCCACGGCUGAGCAUCUGAGCAUCAGCUUAAUUCUUUGCAAAGACAUUUUAAAUAUACUUAUUCAUUUUCCAUCCCCCCUCCCCCCCAAUAUAAGCUCUAUGAGAAAUUUCAUCUUGUCUCAUUCACCACUGUUUUCAGGGAUCCCUCAAAUGAGUAGAAAAUUUAGAAAUACAGAUGGAUAUAAAAACAAAAGCAGAAGUUACCAGAAUAUCCACCACUGGGAAACACCCAAUGUUAUGGUGUUAACACAAUUCCUUUUGGUCUUUUUUUUUUUUUCUAAAUUUGGGAUUGUAGUAUUUAUAGUGUUAUGUUCUGCUUUUCUUUCCAAGAAGGAAAUUAUUUUAACUAAUUUGAGAUUUAAAGAAAAGUUGUGAAAUUAGGCAAGGAAUGCCCUUGGAACCCUCACUUUGCGUCCCCUGAAACUGACAUCUUCUAGAGCUGCAGUGGGAUGAUCAAGAACAGGAAAUUAACAUGGACAGAGUAUUAUUAACCAAACUACAAACCUUUUUUUAAAUGUCACCAGUCCUUCCGUUACUACCCUUUCUCAAUCCCAGGACCCUUUCCAGGACCCCACAUGCCAUGUGUGUCUCUAACAGUUCUUCAGCCUUAGCUUUGUCUUUCCUCAUCUUGAUGCUUUUGGUUAAAACUUAAUACUAAUUUUGUUGAAUGUCCCUCAGUUUGGGUUUUUUAAAUGUUUUAUUUAUUUUUGAGAGAGAGAGAGAGAGA